GCGGGGCGAGCGCCGCGGGCAGGGCGAAGGAGGAGGGGGGGGAAGGUUCUGGAGGCCGCCGCCAUCUUUGCCGCCGCGUCCGGGGCCGCCGCCGCCGCCGCCGCCGCCGCCGCUUCGGGGUUCAGGGGGGGCCGGAAAAAGAAAUUCCCGGAUUCCGGGGGUUUUCCCCCCCCCCAAAAAUCCCCGGGAUGGAAUCGGGGGGAUCCAAAACUCUGCCGGACCCGGCCGACGCGAUGACGUCAGACGACUUCGACAUCGUCAUCGAGGCCAUGCUGGAGGCGCCCUACAAGAAGGAGGAGGCCCAGCCCGGCCCUUCCAAGGCCCCAGCGGAGCCGGCCCCGGCCCAGCAGGCGCCGCCGGAGGAGCCGAAGGAGCCCAAGAAGGAGAGCGGGAGCAGCAGCCGGAAGAAGCGGAGCCGGAGCCGGAGCCGCGAGCACAGACACAGCCGGAGCCGGGACCGGGAUCGGGAUCGGCGCCGCCGGAGCCGGAGCCGGGAGCGCCGGAGCCGCCACCGGAGCCGGAGCCGGGAACGCCGGAGGAGCCGGAGCCGGGAACGCCGGAGCCGCGAGGAGAGAGCCAGGCGCCGCUUCGGGCACAGCAAGAGCCCCCUGUACCGGGAGAGCCCCGGGAGGGAGCCGCUGGGGUCGCUGAGCCCCGAGGAGAGGGACGCCAGGACGGUUUUCUGCAUGCAGCUCGCCGCCCGCAUCCGGCCCCGCGACCUCGAGGAUUUCUUCUCCGCCGUCGGAAAGGUCCGGGACGUUCGGAUCAUCUCGGACCGGAAUUCCCGACGUUCCAAAGGCAUCGCCUACGUGGAAUUCUGCGAGAUCCAAUCGGUGCCCUUGGCCAUCGGCCUGACGGGCCAGCGCCUCCUGGGGGUGCCCAUCAUCGUCCAGGCAUCCCAGGCGGAGAAGAACCGGCUGGCGGCCAUGGCGGCGCCCCUGCAGAAGGGCUCGGGAGGCCCCUUGCGGCUCUACGUCGGCUCCCUGCACUGCAACAUCACCAAGGAGAUGCUCAGGGGCAUCUUCGAGCCCUUCGGGAAGAUUGACAGCAUCGUCCUGAUGCGCGAUCCCGAGACCGGGCAGUCCAAGGGCUACGGCUUCAUCACCUUCUCGGAGGCGGAGUGCGCCCGGCGCGCCCUGGAGCAGCUGAACGGUUUCGAGCUGGCCGGGCGGCCGAUGCGCGUGGGGCAGGUGAGCGAACGUCCCGACGGCUCCGCCGACGUCGCCUUCCCCGAGGGACCCGGCCCCGCCCCCGCGGCCACGCCCGGCCACGCCCUCACCUGCGGGGAGGAGCCCGAGCUGGGAACGGCCGCGGGGAGGCUGCAGCUGAUGGCAAAGCUGGCUGAAGGUUCGGGGCUGCAGCUCCCCGCCCCCGCCCAGGCCGCGCUGCAGCAGCUGAACGGGGCCCUGACCCCCCUGGGGGGGCUGAACCCGGCGGCGCUGACAGCCCUGAGCCCGGCGCUGAAUUUGGCUUCGCAGUGUCUGAGCCUGUCCGGGCUCUUCUCACCCCAAACCAUGUGAGAUUUUUGGCUCCGCCCCCUUUUCCUUUUCCCGCCCUUUUCAAGCCACGCCCCCUUUCCCCAGGCCCCGCCCCCCUGGUUUUGGCGGGAAAAGGGGGCGUGGCCUCGGCCUUGGCCCCGCCCCCUCCCGGCCCCGCCCCCUCCCGGCUCCGGAAUUUGGGGAAUUUUUGGGAAUUUUUUGGAU
Messenger RNA from Poecile atricapillus (Black-capped chickadee), 1703 nucleotides. RefSeq names its product RNA binding motif protein 23 (gene RBM23). The record is from RefSeq and is a predicted model, not a curated record. The coding region runs from base 189 to 1520 and encodes 443 amino acids. Gene Ontology annotation, molecular function: RNA binding. Gene Ontology annotation, biological process: mRNA processing. Gene Ontology annotation, cellular component: nucleus. The transcript has 16 exons. NCBI's taxonomy places the organism in Eukaryota, Metazoa, Chordata, Aves, Passeriformes, Paridae.